Molecule: messenger RNA, 2677 nt
Organism: Daktulosphaira vitifoliae (grape phylloxera)
Lineage: Eukaryota; Metazoa; Arthropoda; Insecta; Hemiptera; Phylloxeridae
Exons: 4
Source: RefSeq, a predicted model, not a curated record
AGGAAAAAUUUCAGGUAAGAAUUAUAUUUCGAGUCCUUUAAAAUGGCUCUAAAAUUUUGCAAGAGCCUCACUUGUGUUUCUUGUGCCGUUUGUUGAACUCGCUUUAUCAUCCGUACUAGAGAUAUUCUACAAGUUUUAAAUCUAGAGUUUACUCUAUUCUUUAUUUGCAAUUUUUUGUACUUUACAAAAUCAGUAAAAAUGCAUCAGUGUAAUACAUGUGAUAAAAUUUUUGCUACCAUCAGCAGCCUAAACUUACAUACGAAAAUUCAUACCGGUAUUCAGUUUAGUUGUGAAGUGUGUUCGAAAACAUUUAAUAGAAAAAGUACUUUAAUAAGACAUCGUUUGAUACAUAACAAUCCAAAAACGUUGAAAUUAAACGGAAGAAGUCUUGUUAAACCUAAAAUUAACGAAUCGGUGCUAAAUGAUGUUCUGCCUUAUUGCGAACCCUCGACUUCUGCCCACGUAAAUAAAGGUGAAAAAAGAGUGUACGAGUUUGAUAACUGUUGGGAUGACAGCGAAGUAGACAGACUCUGUCUACAAGCAGAUUCCAACGAAAUAAAUGUUACUGUAAAUAAUAAGCCGAUGCAAAGUAUUUCUAUACCCUACUGUGAACCGUCUACUUCUACCAACGUAAACAAAGGCGAAAAAAGAACGUAUGAGUCCGACGAUUGUUGGGACGACAGCGAGAUCGACAGACUCUGUCUUCAAGCAGAUUCUAAAGAGAGAAAAACCAAGAAAUUCCGAAUGAGCAAUAUUAAUGAUAAUAGGUUUAGUUUAAUACAAAAAGCAUUCGGGGGGCUUCACAAGACUUUUUAUAAGAAAAAUUUAAAACAAACUCUUAAUUAUGAAACAUUUCUGGAGGAGACAAGACUUGAGUUAAUUAAAUUACUCAAAAAUUUACUGAAUGAGAGCCCAAUUAAAUAUAGCUUAAAAUUAGAGUCUACCUACAUCAUACCGAAUAACGCCGAAGUUAAAGAAAAUAGGUCUUUUAAAACAACAUCAAGAAGUUUGUAUGUAUCGAGUCCGAUUAACGAGUUUCUGAAUGAAGACUUCACAAAACUUUUACUAGAACAAGAAGAGUACCAGGGUAAAGGAAGCGGUUUUACGCUUGAAAAAAUUGAUGGAAUUCUUUUAUAUACCGAUAAAUACACACCUUUUGGUGGAGGUAGUUAUUUACCUCUUCCUAAAGAAAUCGAAAGUAAACGUUCAACUAUAAAUGUCAAAAACGAUGAUGAUAAUAAUUGUUUUAUUUAUAGUAUAAUGACGAAAACCAUCAACCCAGUUAACGCCUCUCGUAUAACGCUCCAGAAGAAACAUUUUGAAGAAAAUGGACACAAAUACAACUUUUCAGGGCUUACUAUGCCUUUGACUCUUGAAGAAAUUACAAAAUUUGAAAAACAGAACAACAACGUAUCAGUAAACGUCUAUGGACUGAAAAAAGGUAUUGCAACAUACAAAAAUAGAACAAAGAAAAAUCAUCCACAAGUAGAAAAAAACAUUGUAAUUCCUUUAAGAGUGUGCAAGGAUGAAAAACCCGAUCAUUUCGAUCUUUUAAUGAUUUCAAACGAGGCUGGCCAGAGACAUUAUUGUUACAUAACCGAUCUGGCUAAGCUGGUACGAUCAUCGAUGACGUCAUUUUGUUCUAAAACUGUUAUAUGUAGAAGAUGCUUUAAAACUUACAUUUCCAAGCCAGGAAAACCCAGCAAAGAAGAACUUCUACGUCAACACAAAGAGCGUUGUAGAGUUAACGAGCCUAUAACACCAGUUAUGCCUGAGUCUAACACAACAACCAAAUUUGAAAACUGGGCCAAUACUGAACGGCAUCCUGUUGCCAUUUACGCGGAUUUUGAAGCUGUUUUGUUCAAACACGACUCUGAAGAAUUGCAUAAUACCCAAAUAACUCAUGACCAUGAACCCAUGAGCUACUGUUAUUAUGUUAAGGCUAAAGAAGACAUACCAAUUACAUUACUACAGCAGUUUUCAAUUCCAACGUCUCCAGUGUUGUACAGAGGGGACGGUCUUGGAGAAAAGGGUGCGGUGGCUAAACAUUUUGUUCAAGAAAUUGUUAAAGUAGCUCGAAAUAUAUCGGAAAUGUUACAAGUCAACAUGCCAAUGACUUUUAAGCAUGCUGACGCGAAAAAACAUAACGAUAUAGUAAAACGGGGUUCGUGUCCUUUAUGCUCUAAAAAAUUCUCCACAAACAAUCAACCAGUGCGUGAUCAUGAUCAUUUAACUUCUAAUUAUCGACAGACAAUUUGUAAUGAGUGUAAUUUAAAUUUAAAAUCUCCUAAAUUCGUGCCAUGUUUUUUUCAUAACUUAUCAAAUUAUGACAGUCAUUUCAUUGUAACACAGCUAGGAUAUGAUGAUAAACCGAUAAAUGUUAUACCUAACACCGAAGAAAAAUUUAUUUCAUUUUCAAAGUAUGUUACUAAAGAUUUUAAAAUAAGAUUUGUAGACAGCAACAGAUUUAUGGCAUCUAGUUUGGCAAAACUAACCGAAAAUUUGGCUAAAGGGGAUGUUGAAAAAUUCAAAGAGACAGCAAAACAUUUUCCUCAAACAGAUAUAGGUCUUAUUACUCGUAAAGGUGUUUACCCCUACGAGUAUACAGACUCAUUCGAGAAACUUAACGAAACAUCGCUACCAUCUAUAAAUGAGUUUUAUAGUUCUCUAAAUGAGA